AUGGCAUUUCCAGCAAACUUCGUGCACUCCUCCGUCCUGGACUCUCCCGUUCUGGACUUGGUUACAGAUUCAGAUUUUGGCCUGGCCUUCCCAGAAUCCGACCAGACCGAGCUGCACAGCGCGGAUCUGUGCAACAGACUGUGCGGUUUUGCAGGAAUGCGGGAGUUUUCCGAUGAGUCCAUUCCGUUUGGAGACCACGGGGAGCAGGUGAAUGGCUUUGGAGACCAGGGAAGAUCCGAUAAAUUGGGAUCUCUCGAUUCCCUGAUGGUCAGACCCCAAAGGAAACGUGUGAUCACCCAUGCUCAGCGUCAGGCUGCCAAUGUCAGGGAGAGGAAAAGGAUGUUCAGCCUCAAUGAAGCGUUUGAUCAGUUAAGGAAAAAAGUGCCCACCUUUGCAUAUGAGAAACGCCUGUCGAGGAUUGAAACCCUGCGACUUGCGAUUGUCUAUAUCUCGUUUAUGACCGAACUUCUGAAUAAUAAAGGGAAAUCUCCAAUUCCAGAAUAG
Messenger RNA from Chiloscyllium plagiosum (whitespotted bambooshark), 504 nucleotides. The record is from RefSeq and is a predicted model, not a curated record. Lineage: Eukaryota; Metazoa; Chordata; Chondrichthyes; Orectolobiformes; Hemiscylliidae.